Messenger RNA from Talaromyces atroroseus, 1200 nucleotides. RefSeq lists its product as hypothetical. Bases 1 to 1200 code for a protein of 399 amino acids. Gene Ontology annotation, biological process: peroxisome organization. The record is from RefSeq and is a predicted model, not a curated record. The transcript is spliced from 4 exons. NCBI's taxonomy places the organism in Eukaryota, Fungi, Ascomycota, Eurotiomycetes, Eurotiales, Trichocomaceae. Gene Ontology annotation, cellular component: peroxisomal membrane.
AUGGAGUCCUAUCGACGCACGCUUCGCCAGCAGGUCAACACAGACAUCUUGCGACCAUCGAAAUGGCUCUCAGCGUACGAAGACCUCGUCACGACCAACGUGAAUACGGUCAACCAGAUCGAGUCGGCGCUGCGGUCUCUGACAUAUAUUAUACCCGGCCGCUUCCGCGAAUCCGAAAUACCCUCGGAAUGUGUCCACUCCGGAGUACAACUGCUAUCUAUAUACCAUGACACGCUCGUCUCGCGCGUCAUCUCCCAAUUACCCUCCACCAUCCCUCGACCCAUGCCCUCCCCGCAUGCGCGAUACACCAAGUAUUGGACGACCAAGUCGCCGCUCUAUCGCAAGCUAGCUUUAAUCCUACAGAUAAUCCAACACACCGAACUCCUCUGGGAAAUGAGCGCGCGACGGCGCGGCGAAAAGGUUCGAUGGCGGGUAAUCGUGAUGAUCGAGUUUGCCAAGGCCAUAUGUCGUCUGUUGCUAUUGCGACUGACAAACUCGCGACCGCUUGUUAGUCCUCCACUGCCCGAGAGAGAGCAAGAUCCUCGCGAAGCAGAAGCAGAAAGGGAAAGCGCAGCGGUGGGAGGCAGCUGGAAUGGAAUGGAUACACCUCCCAUUGAAGAGUUAUCAUCAUCAACGACAUCUUCGUCGUCGUCGGCGGAAAUGAGCUGGACAAUGCCGCGAACCGGCCUUACGCUUCCAAGCUUGCCAGACGCAAAUGAGAUUUCGAAUUAUCUGAUAUCCAAAGUGCUCACGGCGGACGACGUCAAAGCACCCGCAGCUCUGCUCCAUCGCGUCUCGGGACGGGGCCAGUUCGCAGAGAUUCUGUACAUAUUGCGCCCCGUGAUAUAUGCUCUAGCAAUGCAACGCUGGUCCCAGAACAAGCGAAGCUGGAGCCCCUGGUUGAUCGGUUUCGGUCUGGAGUAUGGGAGUCGGCAGCUGGCGAAGAGAGACCUUGCGGAGCGUGCUGCGGGAGGGCUGCGCGGACUGACGGGUUUGGAGAGAGACGAGCUGCGAAAGAGAGGUUGGGCAAUGGGAUGGUGGUUAUUGCGGGGGGCGUUUUAUGAGAAUUUCACCAGAUCGUGGAUUGGAGGUUUGGCCGAUAAAUUCAAGGGCAAGCCUCUUCUGGAUAUCGCUGGAGGGUUACUGGAGGACUACGAAUAUCUGUGGGAUAACUAUUACUUUUCGACGGCCAGUCUUUGA